Rana temporaria (common frog) is the source of this 2724-nucleotide messenger RNA. RefSeq names its product cationic amino acid transporter 4-like. The coding region runs from base 368 to 2230 and encodes 620 amino acids. NCBI's taxonomy places the organism in Eukaryota, Metazoa, Chordata, Amphibia, Anura, Ranidae. Gene Ontology annotation, molecular function: amino acid transmembrane transporter activity. Gene Ontology annotation, biological process: amino acid transport; transmembrane transport. The transcript is spliced from 5 exons. The record is from RefSeq and is a predicted model, not a curated record. Gene Ontology annotation, cellular component: plasma membrane.
AUUUUCUCUUUUAUCCUGCACCUGGUGACCGAGGCCAACCCUGAAAUACUACUUAUGAGCAGGACUGAAAAUUUGUCAACCCCCUGAAAUACAGAGGCCGAGCAACCUGAAACAUAGCAGGCAAAUUACAAAGUACCUCAGGCCUAAGGAAAACCUGAAAAACAUGUCAGGCAACUAACUAGUAAAAAAAUGUCAUGAUGCAUGAAAACGAAACGUGAAACAGAUGAGGAGAUUUGCCACCGCACAAGCUAAAGUCCCACAUGUGCUAAGUAUGAGGCUCGAGCAACCUGGUAAAGACCAGCUGACAUGAAGAUAUCUUCACGCUAAUCUACAAUCCUUAGCACGCGGUAAAGAAACGACUUCCAAGAUGGGGAACAGCUUACCUUCUACUGCCACUUUUGUUCGGUUCUGCCAGAAACUGAACAGGGUGAAGACUCUGGAAGAUGACUUAAUGGAGACCUCGCUGAAGAGAUGCCUUUCCACUCUUGAUCUCACCCUUUUAGGUGUGGGUGGAAUGGUGGGUUCUGGUCUUUAUGUACUUACUGGCACUGUAGCCAAGGAAAUAGCAGGCCCAGCUGUGGUCAUAUCAUUUCUCAUUGCCGGAAUUGCCUCUCUACUUGCGGCUCUGUGCUAUGCUGAAUUUGGCGCACGGGUGCCAAAAACUGGUUCCGCAUACAUGUUUACAUACGUUUCAGUUGGUGAACUUUGGGCAUUUCUGAUUGGCUGGAAUGUGAUUUUAGAAUAUAUGAUUGGUGGUGCAUCUGUAGCAAGAGCUUGGAGCGGCUAUCUGGACUCCAUAUUUGACCAUAAAAUAAAAAACUUUACGGAAACUCACAUUGGAACCUGGAAUGUGCAGUUCUUGGCUCACUACCCUGAUUUUCUUGCUGCAGGAAUCUUGCUCUUUGCCACAGCAUUUAUUGCAUUUGGGGUUAGGGUGUCAUCCUGGCUGAAUCACAUCUUUGCUGCCAUUAGUAUGGGAAUAAUCCUUUUCAUUGUCGUAUUUGGCUUCAUCCUGGCAGAACCAAAGAACUGGUCAGCUGACCAUGGGGGCUUUGCUCCGUUUGGGUUUUCUGGAAUUAUGUCUGGCACUGCUACGUGUUUUUAUUCGUUUGUUGGGUUUGACGUCAUUGCAGCAUCAAGUGAAGAAGCAAGGAAUCCUCAGAAAUCUGUUCCCAUUGCGACCGCUGUGUCUCUAGGCCUUGCCACAGGGGCGUACAUUCUGGUGUCCACUGUCCUGACUCUCAUGGUGCCUUGGAAUACAUUAAUACCCGACUCUGCCUUUUCUGAUGCUUUUUACAGGAGAGGCUAUUCCUGGGCAGGAUUUAUCGUAGCUGCUGGAUCCAUUUGUGCUAUGAAUACGGCUCUGCUAGGUAGCCUUAUUUCCCUGCCGAGAAUUGUUUAUGCCAUGGCUGAAGAUGGACUUUUCUUUCAGUUUUUCGCCAAAGUAAACCCAACCACCAAAGUACCAGUCAUUGGAAGUGUGGUGUUUGGUAUCCUGAUGGCUCUACUUGCUCUGAUUUUUGACCUGGAAGCCCUGGUGCAGUUUCUGUCUAUUGGCACAUUGCUGGCCUAUACUUUUGUUGCAGCUAGUAUCAUUGUAUUGCGAUUUCAGCAGGAGAAAGGUGACGCUUCAGCUUCAGGUGAUCAAGAGCAAAGUCCUCAGCACAGAGAGACUCGAGUCAAUUCAGAUAGGAUCCUUGGGGAGGAAAUGAAGGAAUACGAGACUUUCUCCGAUCAGCUUCAGCUGGUUGAAAGUCAGAAAAAAAACAAAGAGCGUAGAGAAACUGGACACCUAAAAGCUGCCUUUGAACCAUACCUCCGGUUCCUGAAUGAUUGUUACCCUGGACAGGUGGUCACUAUUGCAGUUGUGACAAUGAUGGUCUCCGUCAUCUGCAUGUGCUGCAUCUUGGUGUUUGGAAGCAAUCUUCCUACAUGGAGUUUUUAUCUUCUGCUUGUGAUCUUCCUGAUUGGGUUCCUUAUCAGUCUGUUCUUAAUCUGGGUCCAUGAACAGCAAAAGAAAAUAAAUACGUUUCAGGUUCCACUUGUACCACUGAUUCCAGCGCUGAGUAUCCUAUUAAACACAUAUCUCAUGCUUAAGCUGAGCGCUUUGACAUGGGUGCGGUUCGCAGUUUGGCUUGCUGUUGGGCUCGUUGUUUACUUUGGUUAUGGCAUUUGGCACAGCAAAGAGAACUUGCGAGGACCGAAGAUCCAUGGGGUCACUAAACGUUAAAGCAGCCUUGAAGAAACCGUUCAGCAGGUCCAGCCAAAUGUUCAGGACAACAUGGAAAGGGCAGAGGUCAUAUGAUGAAAUCCAGAAGAGAUGAUACCUAUAAGGUCUAUUCUGACCCAACAUGCUAGGAAACCCUUAUGUUGUACACUCCUUUCCCUGGAAGGAAAUUACCAUUUGCACUGAAAAUCAUAUUAAACAAGUCUUGUAUAUUUGUAAAAGAAGACACAGAGAACAUGAUCAAGAGAUAUGUUUCUUCUACAGUUUGUAUCUUUUGGUAUGUAAAGAAGCCUCACAAGCUAGAUCUAACUGCACAAGGAUAAUGUUUUGGUCAUAUCAUACAAUUACAUGGGUAAUGUGUCCCAUAUAUGUCUUUAUAUUGGGAAGACAGACCUGAGCCCCACAACCGUCUUUAUGUUGGAAAGACAGUCCUCUGCCCCAGUGGCGGCUGGUGCUCAAAGUUUUUGGGGGGGCGCAAACGGAAAAAAAAAAGAAAA